Messenger RNA from Necator americanus (New World hookworm), 741 nucleotides. RefSeq lists its product as uncharacterized. The record is from RefSeq and is a predicted model, not a curated record. The transcript has 6 exons. NCBI's taxonomy places the organism in Eukaryota, Metazoa, Nematoda, Chromadorea, Rhabditida, Ancylostomatidae. Bases 1 to 741 code for a protein of 246 amino acids.
AUGCUCUUAUUACUCAUCAUAUUGGUCUUCGAAGAUCGCAUUCGAAGAUCUUUGGCUGAGAAGGAGCGUUGUGUGAAGGAAUCUUUAGGGGAAAAUAAGGGCCUUCCUCGAUGUGUGCAUCUGUCAUAUGUGAGUAGCACUGGGAGCGACUGCAACAUCACGGAUUUUUUCAUUGGUUUUAGAACAGGAAUAGAACAUCCAAGACUGAAAGAGAAAGAGCAAUGUCUAGCUUUCGGCAAGAAACAAGGAUUCGAAUGUUUCUGUGGAGAUCGCAAGAAAUGUCUCAAAACUUUGCGGGAGAAAGUGGCCACAUUUCCGAUGGAAACUAGAACAUGUCUGACUAAUCAGUUGAAAAAACAUGCGGAUAUUGAUAAAGGAAUGAAUAGUUCUGACAUAGAGGACAUUGAAACUCAAGCUGAAGAAUUGUUCACUGAAGUCAAACUCCGACUGCUAAUGAUCGCAGUUGCUAUGGCAGUGGUGUUGGUAGUUCAGAUGUUGCUUAUCAUUACAUGGAGAAAAAUACUGAAAGAACAUCACAACCGAUAUGUUAACAGAGUCCGAGCAUUCUUUAAAAAACGGACGGAUGAGUUCACAGUGAUUUCAAUCGGAACAUCAACAAGAGUUGUGGCCUCUAGUUCAACAAAGACAACACCUAGAAGUUCUCCUCGGACAUUUCAACGUGAUAUAGCAAAAUCCGCGGAAACUACAACAGGCAAUACUACAGAUUUGUAUGAAUCGUGA